Messenger RNA from Cuscuta epithymum, 705 nucleotides. NCBI's taxonomy places the organism in Eukaryota, Viridiplantae, Streptophyta, Magnoliopsida, Solanales, Convolvulaceae. The record is from the annotation of a GenBank genome assembly.
ACCGCCAAAACAACCUUGUUAUACCAUUUUCAGCUACUAAUCCGUAUAAUACUCCCAAGCAAAAAAAAAACAUCCACAAAACACAUAUUGAAUUGAUAAGAAUGGCCAAGAAAUCAGGGAAUUCUCUCUUCAGACUAUUCAAGCUGAAGAAAAAGAAGGAACGACGGGACGAAGGAGAUUCGGAGAGGGACGAGGCGGUGGUAAAGAAGGAGAAGGUGUACAGAGUGUAUAGGAGUGACGAAGACCGUCUCAAUUGGGUGGGUGACCCCCAAAUUGAUGCCAAAGCCACCGCUUUCAUCAACGCCAUGAGACUGAAGUAUCGGAAGAGCAGCGACACCAACGACAACGGCGACGACGUCUGGAAACAACAUUAAUCAUUUAUAUGUCGACGUUUGAAUUGGUUUUGUAUAUAUAUUGUCAUAGGACUCAUAGAUAGCAUGCAACUUUGUUUUUAUAGCAGCAAGCGCAGCGUUAGGAUGAAUGGAUUAGCAGCAACUUUAUUUAGUUGAAAAACCAGGCUAAUUAAGCUUGCUAGCUUAGUAGUUUUUAAUCUACUAGCAAGCUCUCUCGAUCAGCUACUAUGCUCCUCUAUGCAUACAGCAUACUGUAUAGAUUGUAUUCUCUCUAUGUGAUUACAGAGGAUAUCUGAUGUUAACUUCUUUACUUCACUGCCGUUGCCAAGUUCGAUGAACGUAAGAAAAAAAC